AUGUGCGAUACGGGUUUUGUCAAGGCAACGGCUAGUAAUCUACCGACCAUAGACAUAUUUAUGGUCACAGAAUUUUUAAAAGCAGAUGAUCGAUUUAAUGCUGCAGAAGUUCGGGGUGCCAAAGCAUCAAUGGCAUGUCGCGAAAGUUAUGGAGAUAAAGCUAUAGGUUAUGUACAGCUGAAGCGAGAAGGAAACAUCUGCACCGUUAAAUGUCGCGUAUGUCCUGAACAUAAAGUUCGAAGUAAGGCUUAUGUGGCGACAAUAACUAUAAACGAAAAAGAUAAUGAAAUUCAGAAUGUCCAGUGUCAUGAUUGUGCUGCUGCGACAGGUGGAUGUAAGCAUGCCCUGGCAUUCCUCAUGUGGUUACAUCGACGAAGCGAAGACCCUGCUCCUACAGAAGUGGAAUGUUAUUGGAAAAAAUCUCGGUUAUCCGGUGUAGGAACUGCUAUCAAAUAUAUCGAAUCGAAGGAUCUAGGAAACCAAGACUCAAGAUCGGUGUUGAGUCAUCCUCCAAAUAAUGAGACAUUCUUGCAAAAAGUACUCGAUAUAGCCCAGGCGCAACAAAUUGAUGGCCAGAUUUCAAGAAUAUCCUUUCAAUUGAUUGGUGAAAGAACCAGUAACUUAUCAAUGCACAGAUUAGCUCUUCAGUUUUAUUCACAUGAAUCUCCUCAAUGUAAAUCAGUAGGCGAUUUUCUAACUCUUUGUACUAAUGAAAUGACGAAAGACUUGUGCGAUGAAGCUCAAGUGAUUACAAAAGAGCAAAGUAAUUGCCCAUUGUGGUACGAUUUGAGAUAUGGAAGAAUCACAGCGUCUAAACUACACGAAUCAGCUCACUGCAAGACAGAUAAUGGGUCACUUACAAAUAUUCAAAAUGCAGGACUUUUUCUCUUACCCGAAUUUCCCAUUUUGGGAGCAUCACCUGAUGGAUUAACGAAACAAUAUAUUGUGGAGAUAAAAUGUCCUAUGAAUGAAAAAUCUUUCAACAGAUUUCUCUCCAAUGGUGUAAUCAAUCCUCGCUGCAUCGCACAAAUGCAGCUACAAAUGUUAUUGACUGACAGAAAAAAAGGAUUAUUUUGUGUUGCUGAUCCAUCCUUCGAAACUACCAAACAAGUUCAUAUGCAGUGGCUUGAAUUCGAGGCAGCAGCAACACAAGAUUUGAUUCAAAGAGCUACAUUAUUUUGGACCAAUAAUAUAUUUCCUAAGAUAAUGUCAUCUGUACAGAAAUAA
Molecule: messenger RNA, 1227 nt
Organism: Diprion similis
Lineage: Eukaryota; Metazoa; Arthropoda; Insecta; Hymenoptera; Diprionidae
Exons: 4
Coding region: 1-1227 (408 amino acids)
Source: RefSeq, a predicted model, not a curated record